Messenger RNA from Corythoichthys intestinalis (scribbled pipefish), 2069 nucleotides. RefSeq names its product spermatogenesis associated 18 (gene spata18). Gene Ontology annotation, cellular component: mitochondrial outer membrane. The coding region runs from base 206 to 1642 and encodes 478 amino acids. The transcript has 12 exons. Gene Ontology annotation, biological process: mitochondrial protein catabolic process; mitophagy by internal vacuole formation. The record is from RefSeq and is a predicted model, not a curated record. Lineage: Eukaryota; Metazoa; Chordata; Actinopteri; Syngnathiformes; Syngnathidae.
UAAAUUGGAUUCAAAGCACAUCACCGGCCACACAUCCUCCUCAUAUUUAGUCCUACUGCUGUGAAACAAAGGCCGGCAUUUAAUGACGUGACGUCGUCUCACCUGAAGGCGGGGACAACUGUUUUUUCUUCAUUUCCAUACUCAUUUUGGGACGCAGACGGUCGGCAGGAGUUUUCUUUUUCCGACUCCUUCGAGGAGAACAAACAUGGCGGAUGUUUUGAAGUCGCUGGUGACUCAAAGUUGUUUCAGCGUUUUACAGGACAGACUGGACAGAUGGCAAAGAGAGUAUCAUGUCAUCUCCUGUGACGAGAACAUGAAUCGGUGCUGUGAGAUGAUAGAAUUUACAGCCCAAAUCCAAGGACAACUUUUUGCUGUCCUUAACGCUGUAGCUGCUGAAGGUAAUCACACGGAGGGAGUGUCCACUCUCAAAACACGCCUGCUUCCAUGGCUGGGGGCUUGUUUUUCCUCAUCUACCACUGCCUGUAAAGACGGCGGUUAUCGGUUCCCGGUGACAUCCCCUACUAAAAAUUUGUCAGAGAGAGAUCGUAAGAUGACAGAGUCAAACACUGGCGACCUGAGCGACUUGCAAUGGAUGGAAUCACAGCUGUGCUCCACUCGACUGCAGCUGGACCUGGUCAAAGCUGAGCUGGAUGAUGCUCACAGGGAUCUGAACAAGACCAAGAACCAAACAGCCAACACUUUGAUGGCCACCGAGGAUGAACUACUACAACUAAAAGAAGAUCUGAGAGCAGCUCACUUACAAAAUGAGCUCUACAAGUCCAAACUGGAAUCUUAUAACGAUUUCGAGCGUCAGAUGUCCAGGUUGAAGGGCGAAGUGUCGUAUCUGAGCUCACAGAGGCUGGGCAGGAGCAGUAUGGAGAGGUCUCAAUCAGGUGUCUGUGGCGCCUCCACGCGUUCACAGUUUACCGCUUCCUCCCGCUUGCUGCGUGUGGUGUCUCGCUUCCAUGAACUGUACAAUGUGGAGCGCAAAGAGGCACAGUUGCAACUUCAGGGCUACUUGAACGACUUGGAGACAGUCCAGAGAAUCAUAUUCAUCGCCGUGGUGGAGUCCUUUAAGGCAGCGAAACUGGCUUACCGCCUUUUCAAGCUGCGUGCUCGCAAGACUCUCGCCUCUUGUCACUUGGGGCCUGAAAGUCUGGAAGACACCGUGAUGGACUACAUCGUCCGAAACCAGGACCUGUACGAUGUGCAAAACAGUGUCGACGAAGUACUCAGCACCAUGAACCUUAACCCUCGCAUUGCCUCCAUCCCAAAAGUCAAUUUUGCUGUGGCCUCUCCCUUGAUUAGGGAGGCGUGCAAGCUGGCCUUCACCAUGCAGACGUUGGACCCGCCCAUUGAUUUGGCCUUCGCGAGCAAUGGGGAACUUUACAUCAGCAACAAAUACCGUCGCAGCCCCGACUCAGACGCCUCGGCCCAGCUAGUAUUGUACCACGUAUGGCCCGCUCUGAUGCAGGGCGGUACUGUCCGCGCUAAGGGCGAAGUCGUGACCAAGAAAGGGGCCGUGUGGACCAGAAGUCCAUUCAGCUUCGUACGCUCCCGCUCUUUGAGUCCAGCUCGCAAUCUCUCAUUUAAUGAUGAGACAAACAUAUGUCCGGACCCCCUGUCCACCAGCUGCUUAUGAGGUCCUAACAGCACUACAACGGGAAGUAAUUCCACAAAAUGAAUACAAGAAUACAAACUGAACUGGACUUAUUAUGCCGGCGCAGCAAAAUGCCUGCUGCAAUUGAAAUGUGUAUGUGACAAGAGGUUUAAAAAAAAUUGGGCAGCUACAUGAACAACUUCUACUUGGUGCUAAGUCGUCUAAAUGUUUUUCCUUAAAAUGUUCUGCUUUGUUGGGAUAGGGUUAGUGCUUCACAGUUUGUAACAAUCUGACGGUGACUUAAACAGCUGGUGUAAAAAUUUGCAUCCUUUUUUUCCUGACAUGUAGGCGUAACAAAGGCGUAGAGAAAUAUUGAAUAACUAAAUGAUCAUAUUUGGUAGCUAUUUUUCAAGACUAUUUUCUUGAAUGUAUGACUUUUACAGCACUUGUUUGUGCGCUUUGUUGUAUU